AUGGAACACAUAACUGUAGAGUAUUAUUGUGCUGGUACUCCUUAUUUAUCACCAGAAGCUAUUGAGGAAAUCAUUCAAUCUCGAGGGACAGUUAAAAUGUAUGCAGGAAAAUGGCUAAUAGAUAUAGUACUUCAACUUGUAGAAUAUAUGAAAUUUGGAAAAGACAUGCUAAAAGCAUACCCUUGCCCAAAAAAAAGAAACCCAGGAUCCAGUUCUAGAUCUGUUCGGGUAUCUGAUUCAGUAAAUAUUCUAAUAAAAAAAGUAGUUGAAAUGGAUAAUUUACAAGCUAGGCUUGCACAAAAUCGCAAAGAAAGAGAAGAAGCUAAACAUGAGACGAAAAGA
Molecule: messenger RNA, 342 nt
Organism: Racocetra persica
Lineage: Eukaryota; Fungi; Glomeromycota; Glomeromycetes; Diversisporales; Gigasporaceae
Source: the annotation of a GenBank genome assembly